Bombus pyrosoma is the source of this 4089-nucleotide messenger RNA. It is a transcript of the gene otp, whose product is annotated as homeobox protein orthopedia-like. Gene Ontology annotation, molecular function: DNA-binding transcription factor activity, RNA polymerase II-specific; DNA binding. The transcript has 6 exons. NCBI's taxonomy places the organism in Eukaryota, Metazoa, Arthropoda, Insecta, Hymenoptera, Apidae. Gene Ontology annotation, biological process: regulation of DNA-templated transcription; neuron differentiation. The record is from RefSeq and is a predicted model, not a curated record. Bases 193 to 1251 code for a protein of 352 amino acids.
GCCGUUUCACGAACACGUCUCGUCGUGUAUACCGCAUCCUGUCGCGUUCUAUCCACGAGAAAUAUUCGCAAUAUCCUUUGGUUGUACAUACUGUUUCGUAGCACGGAACUUUCGAGGGUGGCUCGCGGUGACACGCGGAUUUUCUGUAACCCCGUCCUAUCUGUGUCGGGAGUUGCACUCCCUGGGAGCGGCAUGCUCAACAACAUCUCCGCCGGCGGUUCGGUACACGGUAUUCCCGGAGCGAAGGAUCUUCAUGCGCAGGACCUGAAGAGGCACGAGAAGUUGGACGGCGUGCUGGGAGUGAAUUUGGGCACCGGAUUGUCUGCCGGCAGUGGUCUCACGCUUCAUCAGGAAUUAAUCAUGACGAUGCCUGGCACGGGGAACGCGGCUGCGAUUGGACAAGGUGAUGACAAACCUGCCAAGCAGAAACGGCACCGAACGAGAUUUACACCGGCCCAACUGAACGAACUGGAAAGGUGUUUCAAUCGAACACACUACCCGGACAUCUUCCUCAGGGAGGAGAUAGCUGUGAAAAUUGGCCUCACGGAAAGUCGAGUACAAGUGUGGUUUCAAAAUCGUCGAGCAAAGUGGAAAAAACGGAAGAAGUGCGGUCCAGUUUUUCGUUCCCCGCCAGGUCCAUUGCUGCCAUCGCAUGGCUUGCCUCCUUUUGGACCGAUGAGUUCCGACCUUUGCGGUGCUGGAAUGUUCAGUGGACCCCCUGAAAGAUGGACAAUGGGAACAGGUCUUGGACAAUUGGGACAAGGAGGCAUGGGAAUGGGUGGUUUCGGCCAAAGUUUAGGACAACUUGGUCAGCAAAGUACAGGGAGCCUCGGCUCGAGCUUAGGUCUUGGUAAUUCUGGACUACCGAUCAGCAGUCCGUCGCAGGCCGUCUAUCAAGCCAGUUAUGGUCUAAAUUCCCUUGGGGGUGUUCACGUGUCAGCGUCCCGGGGCUCGCCGCCAGGAGGAUCCAGCGUGGGCGGUGGUCAGGGUGGCGGGUUGGGAUCGGCCUUGAACUGCGGCCAGGGCUCGCCUGGAACGACUUCCGGCAGUGGAGGCGGUGGCGGUGGUGUUUCCUGCGUGGCUGCCGACGUGAACGCAACCGAGGCGUCGGAUUGGAGAGGCGCCCACAGCAUCGCAGCGCUUAGGCGUCGUGCCUCGGAUGCGUCGCAGCAAUACAGUCCACAGCCACCGCCACCACCCGCAGGACCUCCUCAAUACGCCCAGGACAUGGAGUACAAUUCCGUUUACUGAGGCCCUGCCAGUUUUACCAUUAACUCGACGAUAAAUCCUAUCGGGGAAAUGUUUCAAGGAUUCCCUUCGUGGAUGGUUCCGAACGGUCAACGUGCAGGGUAGAGGGUCGAAGUAACGCGUAACAAGAGCGAAGGACACAUUGUGCCAGGAUGUUUCUCCCUGCUCCUCGUUAUUGUCACCCGGAUAGCAUGCAUCUCUGUUCGCCACGACAGGUGUACGAUUCCGAUUUUUAGCGAUUUCAACGAUGGACAGCGUCGUAGCACCGGAUUCUGUAUGUUGAGAUGGUCCCGAUGAUAAUAAGUAUUCGUUGUUACGUUUGUUAUCUUUGUUCUCGAGUUAUGUAUGACUAAAGAAGAAGGAGAAGAAAAGAAAGAAAGAGGAGGAGGAGGAGGAGGAGGAGGAGGAAAAGAAGAAAUUGGGCAAAGGAUUUUGAUGUUACGUUACUGGACUGACCGUGACAAAAUGAUAAAUUCAAGUUACACAAUGGACAUGUAUAGAAAGUUUGUCACUGUUAGAAACUAAGUCAACAACAACGAAUUUUAGUUGUCUCUAUGAUGGUUAUAGAAGACACGUACUCUUAAUGUUUGUUUUAUUCUUGCUUGGCUGGGUCAAUUUGCAAUCACGAAUAGGAUUCAAGCGACUGUAAAAUUUCAGCGGCGAUGCUGAUGUUUGUUUCUUCUGACAACCGUACGUGUGAUCGUGAUAUUUGAGAAAAGUGAGUCGUUGGACCGAACAAGUAUGAAUAAACAUUGCGAAGGUCCUCGAAAGAUGAAUGUCAAACGCGCGAGUAACUAAGAGGGAAAGGCUUCGUUAAUUAAAGAUGUAACGUAUUAGUGACUUCUUCGAGAGAAUUCGUGUCAUACUGAAGCUGUGCAACGCUGAGAAAAUGCGGUGAUCACUUCAUAUAGUAUACAUAUAUUAACUUUAUCACGGAUACUCAUCGGACGAUUUGCUACGUUCCAUGCAUUUGUAACAUGGCUAAUUCCAAAUUUAAAGUUUGUACACCAAUAAUUCCAUCAUUGUGUGUUAUAGUUGAAACGGAUUUGUUUGAUCUUAUCAAUAUUUUACAACUGUAUGUAACGUUUACUUCGUUGACUUCCUCACGAAUUACUUAUAGGUAAAUCGAUCGAUUAAUUUGGCGGAGAUUGAAAUCAGUUGAAUGAACGAGAGUUUAUUUCAACAUUACGAAAUAUCACUUUACAUCCCAUUCCGAAGAAAUCUUGCGAAUCAUAAAUAAUAAAUUCUCGCGCCGUGGCACGGUGUAAUGAAAAAGUAUACGACAAGUUAUUAUAGUAUUACGUAUGGCAUUGUAAAUAUAGUGAAAAGAUCGACGUAACAACUAUGAUCGAUUAUAAUUAUUACUAUUAAAUUUAGCGAUAUCACUGAUAACUUUCUGGAGAAAUCUAGUUCCGUUGGCUUACGGUUCCCUUUACAAACCUACUUUUUUAAAACCAAAGCAACAGUACUUCCUUAUAAUUUUCUGCAAACCCGCUUCAACCCAAACUGUGCACGAUCGCUUUAAGCUUUAAUUAUUAAAACCAAUAAUUUGUAUAUGUUGAAUAUGCAAAAGGGGAAGAAGCUAACCUUUCUCUGUUCUCUUUAUACUUUGAACGCAAACAGGUUUCAUUCUUGAAGCACGUCGAAAUGUAAGUAAAUGCUCGAGAAAAGGUAACGUGUAUUGAACAAGGAAUUUCACUUGCUCCAAAAAUACAGUAUGUGUGUGUGUCUGUAACGUUGACUCUUGCAUGAGAAGAACAAUACUUCGAGCAAACUAAAAUGCAGGUUAAAUGCACUUCCGCGUAUCGCGUUUCCCGAAUAUCCUAUCCUAGAACGCUGCAAGCUAUAGAUCGUUUCUGUUGUUGUACACCGGAGCGUAAGUUUUGUAAAUAGAGUAUACGUCUAACAAUUAAUAAUAAUUGAAUAUUGUAAGCGAACACGACAUCACAUUUACGAACGAACGUACGCAAGUAUACUUGGACAUUGUGAUAUUUUAGGCUCGCUGUUGCAUUUUUUCGACAGUGACGAGCCGUGUACAUGAUAUUGCAAGAUGAAUAAGCGGUACCACGUUAGUGAUCGCGAGUGACGACGAACGUCGAUUAUUCUAGUUACGAAUUUAUGGUAGUCAUAGGUAAAACUUAGUGAUAAAUAUGAAAUGAACGAUAUGCAGUUGUCAGUGUAUUACUACGAAACGUAUACGAUUUUUAAUGUACAAAAAAAGAAAAAAAAAAAAUAAUGGUAUAUAGCUGCGAGACGACGUCUUUUCGCAAUUUCAUCCUGCUGGUACGAUUUGUGUUCGGGAUGAGAUAACCUAUACUCGAACUGAUCUUAGCGAUUCUUUUGUUUCCUCUUCUCUUGUCGCUCGUUCGUUUCUCUCCUCGGAAUAUUUUCUACACACCUACCGACUUGGACGUUUUUAUACAUAUUUAAAUAAAAUUAAACACCUGCGUAUACAAGACAUUUACAAAGUGUCUCGCGAAAUUGCGUUAUGCCUCUCGUUGAACAGUACGAAAGAUAUAAUAUUUAUUUAUCGGCUGCGUGCGUGGAUAAAGCGAUUUUACGGAGUUCGAGUCUGUCAAAGUAUCGUGCUUGCUGGCGAUUGAAUUAAACUGCAUCUUAUGACGUAUCUUACGACGAUACGAUUGAUUGCGUAUUUCGCGUGAACGUUCUCCUUUCUUUCUUGGCCCGUUUACAGUUUACAAGCAAUGAAAUAUAUUUGAUAGAACGUGUCGCAAAAGAAUGGACUGACUUUAUGCAUCUUUAACACAAAUCAUUAUCGUCAAUGACCUUAAUUAAUGAUAAAUAGAAAAAUUUUAAUUUUUAUCGUUGUAUAGUUGUGUA